Messenger RNA from Schistosoma intercalatum, 2325 nucleotides. NCBI's taxonomy places the organism in Eukaryota, Metazoa, Platyhelminthes, Trematoda, Strigeidida, Schistosomatidae. The record is from the annotation of a GenBank genome assembly.
GUUUUGUGUUUCUGAGGGUUAUGCAUACAUCCGGACAGCAAAGGUUUUUUCCAGAAGGUUGGGCAAAGAGAGUAAAUAUACAUGGAAAAACAAAUGAUAUUGUUACUUCGUCCAACCCUAGCAAAGUAAAUGGUGUUUCUGAAAUUUUCAAUGAAUACAAUAACUCAAAACGAUGUACUCAGGCAGUUGAUCGAAUAAUUGAAAGUAUUCAACAAAGGCGAAGAAUAACCCAGAGGACUGGAAAUAAUCAAGACAAACCGACCACAUACAACCACGCUCAACCAACGUUUUCGAAUUCUCAAUCUUGUCAUCAUAGAUUACCAAGUGAAUUUGUUCAACGGUCACGUGUUCAACAAAUAAUCGAUGAUUUUCUUCACAAAGCCAGAAAACGAGGACUAGGUGGCCGAACGUCUAAAGAAAGAAACAACCCUCCAGAGGAAAUCCAGUGUCAUUCAGUUAGUUGUCAAUCAUAUAAGCCUAGAGAGGGGAAAGAAAUCAGUCUUAGUGUUAAGGAAUAUUUGCCUCCAGCAGAGCAUAAAAAUCUUCUACUUGAUGCCAAUUGCAGUAAUUUUGAUACUGAAUUUCAUCAUACAUGUUCUUCAGGGAUUUAUUCACCAGGUUUUAGUAUUCGAUCGGACUCACCAGAUUUAUUUGAUCUACGAAGAAAUAAAGUCAAUUCAGAAAAUGAUAUAAAACAACCAGUGAAUAUAAUUGAUAAAGAAACAAGUUUUGGAUUGUUUGAUCAUCAUCAUGAAAUCCUUUUUUCGAAGUCAGAUUACGACGAAAUAAUUCAGCCUUCUGACUCCUAUUUUUCCCAGUACUCCCGAAAAAUGCAACAAUCUCCUAGAAUGGUAGAAUUCCCAUUAUUUCCAAAUAAUAACUCAACCAAUAAUUUCUCAGUUAUCAACAACAGAAGUGCCCAUGCCAUGGAAAGCAAAAUUAUACCUACAAAUGUAUAUCAUAAUAGACCGCGUAUUUUAUCCCAAAAUCAAUUUAAUCAAUAUGAAGAGAAAGCACUUAGAUCUUAUGAUAUUGGAUUGUGUAAAAACUGUCAAAUGCUGUACAGUAAACAGACAAAUACAAACCUUCAAAUUGAUAAUAUUUUAAAUUUUAGUCCAAAUGUUUUUCAAAACACUCAGAAAUCUAAUUCUACCAACAAGUCUUCAAAAGAUAAUUGGAAGUUUAACUUCGCUAGUCAACCAUAUGUAAAUAAUUUAAAUUUUUAUCCAAUAGAAACGAACAGAGAUGAAUUUCAGGAUUUUUUAGAUGACUGUAAAUCCAGACAUUGUAUGACAACAGGCUUUGAUCAAUUCAAUGGACACAAUAAUUGUUGUAUGAAUAAUUAUUUCGAAAAUUUAGAGAGUGAUCAAGUUUUUCAACAUAAUUUUCAUAAAUUGACAAGUAAAUUUAAAAAAGCUCAUGCUCAUACGCUCAAACAUCAUGAGUCUUCACCAGAGUUUAAAUUAGUGUUUCCUUUCAAAGUAAUCAAUACUGAAUGUAAUAAGUUAAAUGAAACUUAUAUAUGUAAUCAAGAUAAUCAAAACCAGGAUAUUGUCAAACAUUUCCCAAACGAACGAAAGAAUGACUUUAUUUACAAUAAAAACGUCAACGCUCUUAAGCACGUAGAUUAUUCAAAGAGUGAUCUAAAUUUGGAACAAGAAGAAAAGAUUCAUUCAUUAGGUUUAUCCUAUUUACCUGAUAAAAUAAACAAUCUAAAAUCUGCUAAGACAUCAACAGUAUCAACUCAAACAUAUUCAACAGUUGAAGGAUGUGAAGAUACAUUUUGUAUCCCAUAUAGAAAACAAAAUUCUAACAUGGAAAAGACAUAUUGCACAAAAUGUCUAAAUGGUUCAAAGUUUAAACAUGAGACUCCACCAACAGAGGAAAUAAACACUCAUGAUGAGUCGAUUAUUACGAGUGACUUCAUCACUAAACAACUGCCGAUACUAUCAUCUACGAAAAACCACAUUUACAAACCACUAGCUACAUCGACACCCUCUGGUGGAGGGGCGGCUGAUGACAAUAAAAAAGUUGAUGAGAAUAAAUCUAAAAUGAAAACUAAACAAUUAACAGAUGCUUAUUACAGUUUUCAGAUACCUAGAAAAAUUACAAGAGAUAUAUCUUCUGACACCAUUAUGAACAAUACGGAUGAAAGUGAAUCAUUAAUAAUUUUAAAUUUAUUAAAAUCAGCAGGUAGAAGUAUCUCAUUUGAAAAUAUUGAUUAUAUUAAUAAUGAAGAAUAAGAAAUUGUAAAGUUCAGAAGACGAAAUAUUAUUCAUGGUCGCCUUUGUUGAUUGUUGUACUGAUUUGGUUACAUAAUUCGGU